AUGGCAUCUGAACACAAAGCCAACUUUACUACUCGGCCAGGCCAUGCAGACCCUUAUACAAGUUGCAAGGAUGAGGAUUUCUUACAGGUGAAAUCCUAUCUCUCCGUCCUUUACAGCCUCAUCUUUCUGGUGUGCUUCCCAGGAAACGUUGUGACAAUUUGUAUAUACUUUUUCAAGAUGAGGCCCUGGAAAAGCAGCACCAUCAUUAUGUUAAACCUGGCUGUCACAGACCUAUUAUAUAUAGCCACACUUCCUUUCUUUAUACAUUACUCUGCUAAUGGAAAUAACUGGAUUUUUGGAGACUUCAUGUGCAAGUUUAUUCACUUUGGUUUCUACUUCAACAUGUACAGUGGCAUUAUCUUCCUUAGCUGCUUCAGCCUCUUCCGCUUUUUUGUAAUCGUUUACCCAAUUAGAUGCUUUUUCAUUCAAAAACGGAGAUGGGUAGUGGUGACUUGCAUAGUAGUUUGGAUAAUUUCCCUAGCAGCCAUCAGCCCCUUGGGCAUCUUGAUUGCCACGAAAGAUACACAGAACAGAACGAUCUGCCUGGACCUAGCUACUGCUGAGGACCUUGAUACCAGUCGAUGGUAUAACUGGCUCCUGACAACGUUUGCCUUCUUCUUGCCCUUGCUGACAGUGACGCUGUGCUACGUCCUCAUCAUUUAUGCCUUGGCUAGGGGGCCCCACAUGCAGGCUUGCUACAGGCAAAAGGCCCGCAGACUUGCCGUUGUCCUCUUGGUGGUCUUUUAUGUGUGCUUCCUCCCUUUCCACAUCUUUCGGGGGAUUCACAUCGAGCUCCGACUGAGACCAGUUAGCUGCCACUUGAAGAACCUGAUCCUUUUUAUGUUUGUUUUAGCUAAACCCUUAGCAGCGUUAAAUACGUUUGGUAACUUACUGCUUUAUGUGGUGACAGGAGACAACUUCCAGCAGGCUAUUCUUUCGCUCCUCAAGGUCCAGACGAACCAGAAUCUGAAACAGAGGAACUCUAUGCCAUAA
Messenger RNA from Rhea pennata, 993 nucleotides. Its product is annotated as 2-oxoglutarate receptor 1-like. Bases 1 to 993 code for a protein of 330 amino acids. Gene Ontology annotation, cellular component: plasma membrane. The transcript has a single exon. Lineage: Eukaryota; Metazoa; Chordata; Aves; Rheiformes; Rheidae. The record is from RefSeq and is a predicted model, not a curated record. Gene Ontology annotation, molecular function: G protein-coupled receptor activity. Gene Ontology annotation, biological process: G protein-coupled receptor signaling pathway.